Molecule: messenger RNA, 1452 nt
Organism: Colletotrichum higginsianum IMI 349063
Lineage: Eukaryota; Fungi; Ascomycota; Sordariomycetes; Glomerellales; Glomerellaceae
Product: Tafazzin
Exons: 2
Coding region: 1-1452 (483 amino acids)
Source: RefSeq, a predicted model, not a curated record
AUGCCUAAGAAAAGACACCAGGCGUUGUAUUCGAAGCCGCAGUCGACUGCUCCGUCGUCAUUGGGUGCCUCAGCUUCAGCCUCUUCUUCUGCCCAGAACCAACAUAAGGGCGUCAACGAACUCUUGGCCGAUCUCCGUCGAUCCUCCUCCCGCGCUACCCCGACAGUAUCAGCAGCAGCAGUAUCCGCAGCCACUGCUCCUACCGUCCCGCCCGCCCUCCGACAGAUCCUCCAGAUCCCAGAGACCCCCCCACCGCCGCCCAGGCGUGUCCCGAGAUUCGACUCUUCAGGCAGGAGAGUACCACCGGGUCCGCCUCCUCCGCGUAGCUGGCUGUCGCAAUCGUCCAGCCAUGCGCAGCGUGCUCACGCGACUGUCGCCCAGCGCGGCGCCCAGGCCAUCCAGGGCCUGCCGGGGACGUACAAGCCGGAUAAGGGUAGCCUGAUGGACAUCAUGUUGCGCAGGAUGGCCCUGGACUGGGACUUCCAGAGGGAUUACGAUCAGUACUACCUACACACCUUACCCAGCCGUGUCAGGGCCUCGUUGGCAAGAUACGUCGGCGUAUGGUACGAGCGCGGUGUUUCCGCUGCUGACCUACGCAACAUCCUGAUUCCUCCGUCCUUUGCUCCGGGGCACGAGGAUGACGACACGCAUCAGCAGCGCCAGGUCGACGCCGAGGCGCUCGUGUCCCUGAACAGCGACAUCUACUUCCUAGAUCUGACGGGCUCGCUGGGCCACUCCAUAUCCGUCAGGGAGCUGUUGGACGUCCUCUUCCCCCAGCAGCUGGCGUGCACGUCCGAGGCGGUGCAGGAAUCCUGGGACACGGCAGACGCUCCGUCGCUGCCCCCAAAGCUCCUCCCCAACCUCACGCACCUCUGCCUCGCCGUCGCCCCCAGCGUCCACCGGCAAGGCGGGGGCGCUGGGGUCUCGUGGAAGCAGCUCCUCGCACUCGCAGCCAAGCUUCCCACUCUCACACACCUGAGCUUGGCCUACUGGCCCGAGCCGUCGCUGACACCCAACGCCAAGUUCUCCACGAUGGUCUCGCCCGAGGGCCUGACGCAGCAGUACUCCGGCACAGGGGCGUACGCGCACACCCUCGAUAACGAUUGGUCCGAGGCCGUCAUCCUGUUGCGGAAGCUGAGCAAGUGCCUCUACAGACUCGAGUACCUCGACCUCACGGGGUGCGGGGCGUGGUCCAAAGCGCUCAUGGCCAACGCCGACGGCGACAAAGUCGACUGGGCCGGGCCGUGGGGCAAAGUCUCGACGUUGAAGUUGACGUACGGCUACGAUGUGAGCGAGGACACGCCGAUCGCCGAUUCCGAGAGGUUCCGCGAGGCGGCAGGGACGGCCAGGGCGGUUGAGAAAUACAUCACUGCGCAAAGAGCCGGCAAAGGGAGGUUUAUCAACGUGGACAGAGAUCCCAUCGACGAUGUGUGGUUGUCGUUUAUGUACUAG